This is a messenger RNA of Cimex lectularius (bed bug), 2523 nucleotides long. RefSeq names its product proton-coupled amino acid transporter-like protein CG1139. The transcript is spliced from 9 exons. Gene Ontology annotation, molecular function: amino acid transmembrane transporter activity. Lineage: Eukaryota; Metazoa; Arthropoda; Insecta; Hemiptera; Cimicidae. Gene Ontology annotation, biological process: amino acid transmembrane transport. Bases 1162 to 2523 code for a protein of 453 amino acids. Gene Ontology annotation, cellular component: vacuolar membrane. The record is from RefSeq and is a predicted model, not a curated record.
UAUAUACAAAUCAAGUUAUAUUACAAAGGAAACUGUAGUGGCCACUUGUAGCUACCACAAGUCACCGCUAGAUGCCACUACGACUUAUGGAAUGUUCUCGCCCUCCACACUGCAGCCAAUCAGAGUAGACUACUUCCUAUAUAAGCAGGGGCACUGCCUCUUUGCAGCAGACUCUUCAACCCGACGAGGUCUCACACAUCACUAAUACACGACUCCAGGAGACUCGUCAACCCGACGAGGUCUCACACAUCACUAAUACACGACUCCAGGAGACUCGUCAACCCGACGACAACAAGUAUUCGAUGCAUCAGCCUGAUCUCGCCUUCUAACAGCCGACUUGGCUAUAAACGCCAAACGCUGCUCUCGGCUAAUCGCUGCAUCUCAGAACCUUCGGCCUCUGUGGAGUCAGCCGACUCACGGCCCCCGGACCUCAGCCAACGGUACUCUCACGGUCACAGACCAUCAACCAACGGCGCCAUGCAUCGGUCGCGGCCUCGAUUCGUCGGCCCUCCUACUCCACUACACAACACCGGCCCUUUUCAGGGCCACAAAACUCCCAGUCACUAAAGAAACGAAUGAACUUUUAUUCCAAAUUCUUUUUCAUUUUGCUGUGAUGAGAACGAACCUAAGACUCACUGACGAUGUGGAAUGACCGCAACCCACCUGGCCAAAAGUUGUAAUAGGCGGACCGUGAUAAUCGUAGAUGCUAUAUAAAUUAAACAUGUUUUAAUAAAUUUUUCCUGAAGAAAAACGUGUUUUUAUUUUCGACUUUGUUGGUGUCUUACUAACAAGUCAAACUGGUAACAUGGUUCACAUGAAAGAAUUUUGGUCUAUUACAAGGAUUUUUCAUCAUAGAUGGCGCGUAAACGCCCAUUGUGGUUUCAGACUUACAUUUUUCAAGAUUUUUCGUUUUUGGUCGUGAUAUUUUCUUAUAUAAAAACUGGGUUCAAAUAUCUAAUAAACAAUACCAGUCGCUUCCAACAAAUGGACUGUACAUGUAGAUAAUCCAAAAGGCCGAGCUGCUUUUAUAUCGAGCAGUCCGUGGCGCAAGCGCUUUUCACCGAGACCCGUUCGUUAGCUGACAAUUCAAGGGAGAAGAUGGAUGUGGACAGAGUGUGGAUCUGAAGAGGCGGAGAGCUCGCUUGACCCUCGACCACGAAAAUGCCGGAGAAAGAAGAGGCGUUCAAGGAAACAAUCGCCUUGACAUCGCCAGGUGGUAAAAAGACCACGACGAUUGUAGAGAAUGGUGAGGAGUACGACCCUCAUUUACACCGACAGGUCGAGCACCCGACCACUAAUUUCGAAACAUUGGUCCAUUUGCUCAAAGGAUGCCUGGGAACUGGAAUUCUGGCCAUGCCGGACGCCUUCAAGAACUCAGGCCUGGUCGUUGGCACUGUAGGCACGGUAUUAAUCGGCUUUGUAUGUACAUAUUGCCUUCAUGUCCUGAUCAGGUCCCAAUACAUAUUAUGCAAGAAACUGCGAGUACCCCUCCUGACCUACCCCGAAUCGAUGAAAAUCGCUCUUGAGCAAGGACCGAACUUCUUGAAGUUUCUCAUUCCGAUUGCCGCACCUCUUGUGGACAUAUUCAUAACACUGUAUCAACUCGGUAUCUGCUGCGUCUACGUCGUAUUUGUGGCAGAGAGUGUGAAAGAGAUCGCAGAUUUCUAUUGGACUGAACUGGAUGUGAGGGUUUGGAUGAUGAUAAUACUCAUUCCGCUCAUCGCAAUCAACCUAAUAAGGAACUUGAAAUUGUUAGCUCCGUUUUCUUCAUUGGCCAACGUCAUUACUUUCAUCGGACUCGCUAUCAUCUUAUACUACAUAUUUUGGCCGGAGUUUCCAUCUCCCUCAACCGUGGAGGCAUUCGGGAAGGUCCGCAAUUAUGCACUUUACUUCGGAACCGUCCUAUUUGCGUUGGAGGCUGUUGGAGUGGUCGUCGCACUCGAAAACAACAUGAAAAACCCCAAAGCCUUCGGCGGCUACUUCGGCGUAUUGAAUCAAGGCAUGGGCCUGGUAACGUUCAUGUACAUGUUUGUCGGCUUCGUCGGGUACGUCAAAUACGGUGACAAAGCGAGAGGCAGUGUUUCCCUUAACAUACCGAACAACGAGAUCUUGGCGCAGGGUGUCGUUUUAGCGUUUGCCAUAGCCAUCUACAUAUCCUACGCCCUCCAGUGUUACGUUCCGGUGCAGAUCAUAUGGAACACAUGGCUCAAAAAACAUAUUGACGAAUCGAAACAACUCAUGUGGGAAUAUAUUUUGAGAAUCUUGGUUGUUAUCGCCACACUAUUAUUGGCUGCGGCGAUACCGAGGCUGGGACUUUUCAUAUCUCUUUUUGGGGCCCUCUGCCUAUCCGUCUUGGGUCUCAUAUUCCCUGCCGUGAUCGAGCUGUGCACUCUCUGGCCCGAUCAGCUCGGAAAAUACAACUGGAUCAUCUGGAAAGAUGUCCUGCUCGUCAUUUUUGGCUUCGUAGGCCUUAUCUGCGGGACGGGAAUCACUUUAAUUGAUAUCGUCAACUCUUUUAAAUAA